This is a messenger RNA of Fonsecaea nubica, 1944 nucleotides long. RefSeq lists its product as hypothetical. The record is from RefSeq and is a predicted model, not a curated record. Lineage: Eukaryota; Fungi; Ascomycota; Eurotiomycetes; Chaetothyriales; Herpotrichiellaceae. The transcript has a single exon. Bases 1 to 1944 code for a protein of 647 amino acids.
AUGGCAGUAGUUCCUCCCAUCAGUAAUGGCGAUGGCCUGCAUCCUCCCCGGGAUGAGGUUCUGCAGCAUUACGAAGAGUUCAAGGCCAGCCGCAUCAAUCCAUUAGGCUCUGCACAGUACAUCGAGCUCGACGCCGCUGCCAGCCAGCGCUUUGAAGCCCUUGCAGAAGAUCCAUGGGUCGACCAUGCGGCAAUCAACGCACAAACUCCGACUCUGAAGGACGAAGACGACGUGAAGAUCAUCAUCCUAGGCGCUGGUUUUGGCGGGCUCCUCUACGGAGCGCGCCUUGUCGAGGCGGGAUUUCGGGCAGAGGACAUCCACCUGAUCGAUACUGCGGGCGGCUUCGGAGGGACGUGGUACUGGAAUCGGUAUCCAGGUCUCAUGUGCGAUGUCGAGAGCUACGUCUACGCGCCUCUUCUCGAGGAGACGAACUACAUGCCGAAGCACAGGUACUCGUAUGGGACAGAGCUGAAAGAGCAGGCCAAUCGCAUAGCGCAGAAGUACGGCCUCACGGGCUUCUUCAGAGCCUAUGUCGAGAGCGCCACGUGGAAUGAUCAACGCAAGAGGUGGGCGAUCAAGAUCGAAGAGAACCGCGGUCCCGGGCAAGACAAGGUCCACCUCACUGUCUAUGCGCAAUUCGUCAUCUCGGCAACUGGCUUUCUGAACCAUCCAAAGGUUCCGAACGUGCCUGGCUUGGAAAAUUUCGAGGGCGAAAUGUUUCACACGGCGCGCUGGAACUACCAUGUCACGGGCGGCUCACCCGAGGAUCCGAGCUUGACGCGUCUCAAGGGCAGAAGAGUAGGGAUCAUAGGCACGGGUGCGACAAGCAUCCAGGCAACCCCGGAACUGGCCAAGUGGGCGGAAGAACUCUAUGUCUUUCAACGAACGCCAUCCAGUGUCGACGUGCGUGGCCAACGAGAGACCGAUGUUGACGAGUGGAAGUCCAAAAUCGCGACCCACAAAGGCUGGCAACAUGACAGAUGCGACAAUUUCCUUCAAUGGUCGGUGGGCUUGAACCCGGGAGAAGAAGACCUGGUCAACGACGGCUGGACCCACGCCCUGUCUUAUAUCGGUUUCAUGGGCGCGCCGCACGAGAAGCCUAUCCAGCCGGAAGAAGUUCCCAAUCACAUCGCCAGGCUCCUGGCCAUCGACGAAGACAUCGCGGAACAAAAGCGCCAACGUAUAGCCAAGCUUGUCAAAGACCCGGAGACGGCCAAAGCUCUCACGCCGUGGUACCCAACAUGGUGCAAGAGACCCUGCUUCCAUGACGACUACCUCCCGACCUUCAACCUACCCCACGUCCAUCUCGUCAGUACUCUGCCCCGCGGGAUUGAACGUGGCACGAGCAAAGGGCUGGUGGUCAACGGCAAGGAGUAUGAGCUCGACGUCCUGAUUUUCAGCACGGGCUACCGUCCUCCGGGUGCUGGUCAAGCAGAGCCUGGGUCCAUGGGGAACAUGCAGUUCGUGGGGCGUGAUUCCCUGACCAUGUCCGAGAAGUGGCGGACCAAGGGAGCCAGCACACUCCACAGCUUUUUGACGCACGACUUCCCCAACCUGUUCCUCGGUGGCUACGUCCAGAUCGGCAACGGGCAGCAUGCCACUUACAUCAUGGAUCUGAAGGCCCAACAUCUUGCGUACAUGCUGGCCGAGGCUCACAAGGGCGUCAAAGACAGCCAACGACUCACCAUGGAGGCGACCGAGGACGCCGAGGAGGCGUGGUCCCAGGAUGUCGCGAAGCAUGCCGCUUGGUUUGCGGCCUAUUCGAUCUGCACGCCGGGCUUUGCCACCAACGAGGGAGAGGACUUGAAGCCUCUGAGUCUGGAGGAGACACUCAGAAAGGCCCGAGCGGCACCGCACGCCCAAGGGUUGAUCAAUUUCAGGGACGUCUUAAGGCGUUGGAGGGAGGCGGGGAAUAUGGCAGGGGUUGAUAUCAGUACAUCGUAG